This is a messenger RNA of Otolemur garnettii (small-eared galago), 2872 nucleotides long. RefSeq names its product glycerate kinase (gene GLYCTK). Lineage: Eukaryota; Metazoa; Chordata; Mammalia; Primates; Galagidae. The transcript has 5 exons. The record is from RefSeq and is a predicted model, not a curated record. Gene Ontology annotation, cellular component: cytoplasm. Gene Ontology annotation, molecular function: glycerate kinase activity. Gene Ontology annotation, biological process: protein phosphorylation. The coding region runs from base 936 to 2507 and encodes 523 amino acids.
AAAAAAUCAUCUGAUGCCAAGAUGCUUUUAACUCCAAACCUAAUGGGCAAGACCCAGGGGUCCUCCUGGCAAAACCCAGCACAUUUUCAGAAUCCCGGUGACAGUAUCUUCUGUGUUCCCUUUAAUAGGGUAUAUUAGUUAGGGUUAGUUUUCUCUUAUAGGAAAGUUGAGAACCAGGCAGACUACAUGGCCAAGGAUUAGAAAUUGCCAUGUUAUUUGGGUGUGAAAUGUGUUUAGGGGUUUCUGUGCUAAAGUGGAUGGCAUCAGAGAGCCUGAGGGUAUUAAGGGGAAAGCAUUGGUCUUAGUCACACCACACCUCUCAUUUUGCACGAGGCCCACUGAGAGAAAUAGAGCUGUUCCAGCUACUCAGUAAUAAAGGUAGAACCCCAGUUCCCAGACUCUCUCCUGCUCCAUCCGUAGUUCCUGAUGGAGUCAGCUUGCAGCAUUUAUAGUAGGCAUUUAUUUAAAAAGUGCAUUUUUACAGAUGAGUUCUUUGGGGCUUUGUUGUCCUUAAAGCCCUCCAUAGGGCUUUCUGACUGUCACCCCAGGGUUUUACUCUGUCCAGUGAGGAACAGGACUAUGUGGGCUAAGCUGUGGGAGCUUGGCCUUUUCUUGCUCCACCCAUUUGGCUCUCAUCACUGUGGGUGGUGUGACCCAGGACUUGUUUUGUUAUCUUGGAGACAGAAGGGGCCAGCUAUGUGGGUGGAAGGGCGUCCUUUCCUGUCCUGCAGAUUGGCCCUCAUGGCACAUGGCAUCACAUGAGGUUCCACAAAAACCCGGAUCUUACUCUCACUCCUGAUUUGAACCUGAACAUCCUGGACUGUCCUUCCGAAUGCUGGGAUUCUUCAGAUUGUGUGACUUGAGGAUGUGUUCUGGGCUUGGGCUGUCAGUGCUCUGGAGCCAUGGGUGCCAGGCAGUGCAGAGAUUUGUAGGACAUGGCUGCAGCUCUGCAAUUUCUGCCCCGUGUGGCCCGAGCCCCCUUGCGUUCACUCCUCUGGGGGGGCCCAGUGGCCCGCUUGGCCAGUGGCAUGGCCUUGGCAGAGCAGGCACAGCAGCUGUUCAAGAGUGCUGUAGGUGCCGUGUUGCCGGGUCCCAUGCUGCACCGGACACUGUCCUUGGACCCUGGGAGCAAGCAACUGAAAAUACGGGACCGGAGCUUUCAGCUACAACAAAACCUCUACCUGGUGGGCUUUGGCAAGGCUGUGCUGGGCAUGGCAACUGCAGCUGAGGAGCUACUAGGCCAGCAUCUUGUGCAGGGUGUGAUCAGCGUUCCUAAGGGGAUCCGUGCUGCCAUGGAGCGUGCCGGCAAACAGGAGAUGCUGCUGAAGCCACAUAGCCGGGUCCAGGUAUUUGAGGGUGCAGAGGACAACCUGCCAGACCGUGAUUCACUUCGUGCUGCAUUGGCCAUCCAGCAGCUGGCUGAGGGGCUCACAGCCGAUGACCUGCUGCUUGUGCUCAUCUCAGGUGGGGGCUCAGCCCUGCUACCUGCUCCCAUCCCACCUGUCACACUGGAGGAAAAACAGACACUCACCAAGCUGCUGGCAGCCCGUGGAGCCACCAUUCAGGAGCUGAAUACCAUUCGGAAGGCCCUGUCCCAGCUCAAGGGUGGGGGACUGGCUCAGGCUGCCUACCCUGCCCAGGUAGUAAGUCUGAUCCUGUCAGAUGUGGUGGGGGAUCCUGUGGAGGUGAUCGCCAGCGGUCCCACUGUGGCCAGUGCCCACAACGUACAAGAUUGCUUGCACAUCCUCAAUCACUAUGGCCUUCGUGCUGCCCUGCCACGUUCUGUGAAGACUGUGCUGGCUCGGGCUGACUCUGACCCCUAUGGGCCACACACUUGUGGUCACGUCCUCAAUGUGAUCAUCGGCUCCAAUGCACUGGCACUGGCUGAGGCCCAGCGGCAAGCUGAGGUGCUUGGCUACCGGGCUUUGGUGCUGAGUGCAGCCAUGGAGGGUGAUGUGAAAAGUGUGGCCCAGUUCUAUGGGCUGCUGGCCCAAGUGGCUGGAACCCGCCUCACCUCAUCCAUAGCUGGGGCUUCUGUGGAGGAGCAUGCAAAACUCCAGGAGCUGGCAGCUGAGCUCCAGAUCCCAGACCUGCAGCUGGAGGAAGCUCUGGAAGCUGUGGCAGAGGCUAGAGGCCCAGUUUGCCUGCUAGCUGGUGGUGAGCCCACAGUGCAGCUGCAGGGCUCAGGGAAGGGUGGCCGGAACCAGGAACUGGCCAUGUGUGUUGGAGCAGAGCUGGGAAGAUGGCCCCUGGGGCAUGUUGAGGUGCUGUUUUUGAGCGGUGGCACUGAUGGGCAGGAUGGUCCCACAGAGGCUGCUGGGGCCUGGGUUAUGCCUGAGCUUGCCAGCCAGGCUGCUGCUGAGGGAUUGGACAUGGCCACUUUCUUAGCCCACAAUGACUCACACAGCUUCUUCUGCCGCCUCCAGGGUGGGACACACCUGCUGCACACAGGGCUGACAGGUACCAAUGUCAUGGAUGUCCACCUCUUGUUCCUGCGGCCUCGUUGAUGGCAUAGGGGGAGUCCAGAGGAGGUGUACAAGGGCUAAGUCCUAGGGCAGACAGGGUUUGUCCCUCACAGGGCCUUAGGGCCCCUCCCUCUGCUCAUCCCUGUUUGCUUAGUCGGCCCUCACACCUUCCACUCAGGACCUCUCUGCUUCGUGUCCAUUCCCCACAACUAGACUGGCAGAUGGGGAUGCCUCUAUCCCUAUGCCCUGGCAGCAGGUACCCCUGAAGACCAGGACAAGACCCUUGACCAGUUUACUUUUCUCCCCUGGGAAACUCCUCUAUUGAGCCCCUCAGCCUGUUUCCACCCCUACCCCCAUGGAGUAAAGCAAAAGUGACUGAAAAUAAAAAGAACCACAUUAUGUUCUCA